Diutina rugosa is the source of this 906-nucleotide messenger RNA. RefSeq names its product Rim9p (gene RIM9). NCBI's taxonomy places the organism in Eukaryota, Fungi, Ascomycota, Pichiomycetes, Serinales, Debaryomycetaceae. Gene Ontology annotation, cellular component: cell division site; plasma membrane; growing cell tip. Bases 1 to 906 code for a protein of 301 amino acids. The record is from RefSeq and is a predicted model, not a curated record. The transcript has a single exon.
AUGUGUACGGUGUUCCUGCUUCUCCCGGUGAUCCUGGUGCCAGUUACAGGCCUACGAUCUAACCUCUACUUGUCGAAGUACCAGAACUACCUGUUCGGAGUGUUUGGCAUCUGUGACUUGAACUCAAACAAUUGCUCGGUGGCUCGUAUCGGCUACCCAGCGAUAAACGACUCGUUUUAUAACGUCAACGACGAGUACUCGGUGGCCGAGCUCCCGCUGAAUAUCCAGCUGACGAUCUCGAAAUUGCUUGUGGUCCAUGUGGUGGCGUUUGGCAUAUCGGCAGUACAAUUCCUUUUGGUGGUGGCGAUGUUGGUGAUGCAAGAAGUGAAAGGUCUGCUAGCGAAAGAGGAGAAAAGCGAUGAUGUAUCGCAGCCGAUGCUUUCAGGGGAAACCGCCGUCGAUGAUUCGCACCUCGAUAAGCAUGACCACCACUAUUAUAAACGAAUAUCAUACCAACAAUUCGCUCCGUUUAUGGACUGGAUGCUUGUGUUUUCAUUGUUAUCGUUUUUGACGACAUUGCUCGCCUUCUUAGCUGAUAUCCUUUUGUUCAUUUCCAACUUAUCGUAUGUCGGCUGGAUCCAGUUAUUUCCCAUCAUUGCCCACGCUCUCAUUUCGACGUUAGUGUGUUUUAUGAAACGACUGAUUAGCACUCGCAAACUUCUUGAUGAUGACCAUGUCUAUCUUAAUGACGAUAUGAGAAUGCGCCCUCAGCUCGUAUCCAAUUUGGACUGGGACCGAAGUAGUGAUGACGGCUUCACUUACAACGUUGGACCCGAUAUACCCCUUCGCCAGUUCCAACGAUCAGACGACUCCGAGGAUAUCAGUGUGGCCCUGGAGGCCCACCCGGACGACGAACACCAUGUAUUCUACCAUAACUCCUUGUACCACCGGUCGAGACAAUCAUAG